GGCGGCGCCGGCGCCGGAGGAGGAGGAGGAGGAGGGGGAAGAGCGGCUGGCGGCCGCGAGAGCAGCAGCGGCGGCGAGAGGCGAGCCUGCCGGCGCCGAUUCUCAUGGAGAACUGUUAUUGAGGAGAGAUCCAUUUGUUGGGAUGUAACUAAAAAAGGAAUGAAUCAAGAUAAAACCUCUAAAUGCAAGCACCAGAAAAAUUACAACACAUCUUGGUGAAUUUGCAAGUGGACCGAGUAGCAGCGCUGUGUUCAGUUUGGUUGUGGCUCAGGAUGUGUAAUAGUUUCUGUUCAGCCAUAAGCCACGCCUGGGAGAUAUUAACUGAGUGGAGUGAUCCCUACCACUCUACCAGGACUGUCUUUCCUUGUGGGUUGGCACGCAGUUGUAGGACUGCAGAAUGGGUCUCCGGAUUCACUUUGUUGUUGACCCACAUGGUUGGUGCUGCAUGGGUUUGAUUGUCUUUGUCUGGUUAUACAAUAUUGUUUUAAUUCCCAAAAUUGUCCUCUUUCCUCACUAUGAAGAAGGACAUAUUCCAGGCAUAUUAAUAAUAAUAUUCUAUGGCAUUGCCGUAUUUUGUCUGGUUGCUUUAGUGAGGGCCUCAUUUACUGAUCCAGGAAGACUCCCCGAGAACCCUAAGAUUCCACACGGAGAACGGGAGUUCUGGGAAUUAUGUAACAAAUGUAAUUUGAUGAGACCAAAGCGUUCCCAUCACUGUAGCCGCUGUGGCCACUGUGUUAGGAGAAUGGAUCAUCACUGUCCAUGGAUUAACAAUUGUGUGGGUGAAGACAAUCAUUGGCUUUUUCUGCAGUUGUGUUUCUACACAGAACUUCUUACUUCCUACGCACUGAUGUUUUCUUUCUGCCACUAUUAUUACUUUCUUCCAGUAAAAAAGCGUAACUUGGACCUCUUUGUUGUUAGACAUGAAUUGGCCAUAAUGAGACUAGCUGCCUUUAUGGGCAUUACUAUGUUAGUUGGAAUAACUGGACUUUUUUAUACUCAACUAAUUGGCAUCAUCACAGAUACAACAUCUAUUGAAAAGAUGUCAAACUGUUGUGAAGAAAUAUCGAGGCCCCGAAAGCCAUGGCAGCAGACCUUCUCAGAAGUUUUUGGCACUCGUUGGAAGAUCCUGUGGUUUAUUCCUUUCAGGCAGAGGCAACCACUGCGAGUUCCCUACCACUUUGCCAAUCACGUCUAAACAGAUGGAUGGUGGGCACAGAUGGGUCCUCCAUGCUGGAAAUGCGUUACAGGUUUUCUGAUAAUAGAACUAUGACAGUCUUCAAGUCAAUUAAAAUCCACCCACCAAUCUUAGGCAUCAUAAUGUGCCCCAGGCUUUAUUUUAAUAGUGAUCUUGGUCUGUUGUGGGACUAAUACGAGAUCUAUAUUUAAGUUUUAAAGCAUGUUUACUUUCAAAUUAGCUUUCCCCAGGGAUUUCUUUAAAUGCUUUUGUGAUUAGACCCCAAAGGCAGUGAUUGAAAUAAAAUAAUUGUACAUAUUUUUUUUUAGUACCGACAAUGUUACAGAUUUUAAUUUAUGGGAAAUUUCAGACGUUUAUUUAGAUUUUUUCACUCUUAAGCAGUACUAACCAAAUUUGAAUUUAAUUCUUCGGGUUUACAAAAGUUGAUACAUCUUAUAUUAUAUGUAAAUUUUCUUUUUUCAAAUACAUCAUAAUUUAAAUAGCAGUACUGCCUUUUAUAUGUGCUGCAGGAUUUUCUUAAUGCAGUAUGGAAUUGAACAACAACAAAAAACCAAAAACAACAACAGAAAAAGGGCAGUGUUUUCUUAGAAGUAGCUCUCUAAUGUUUUCUGUUUUUCUCUUUGCCAAAAACAAAUUAAAAACACCACUAAAAUAAAACACCAACUACCUACCUUAUUUUAAAGGGAAGAUGAAUUUUUUUCCAUAUUAACUUUCCCACUUCUUUUCCCUGUACUGAUGUAAUUGUUGGUUGUUGUUAAAGUAAUUGCUCCAAGGCAGAAUUUUUGACCACACGGGCAUGUAUUCUGUUUUACCCUAAGAUUUUGAUGAGCAAAAGGGUAGAGAAUUUGCAAUAAUUCCACAGGUACCUUUUCCAGUACAGUUAUAUUAGAAUGCAUAUGUUUUUAAAAUGCUAGUGUACUACAUAGUGUACAAUGUACAAUAUAAGGAGGAAUAUUGUGCUUUUACAACACACACGUGGAUAUAUAUACUUUUUACUUUUAUUUACCUACUAGUCGGUCCAAAAUUACACAUUGAAGGUUUAUAUGUAAUAGAUAUUGGCCAACUAAAUAAUGAAAUUUUAUUUAUAGGAAGUUGCUAGUAAAAGUAAGUAACCUUUGUGUACCUAUAAUCACCCAAAUUGAAAUGAAAUUUUAAUCGGCCAACUGUAAAUUUGGAUUGAGAGACCUUUUGUUAGUAGCUAAUGUUAAGAAAUGACCUUACAACAAGAAAACGUAAUUAUCUAUAUUUAUCAUUAGCUUAUACAAAUUUAAGUUGCAAUGGGGAUGGUCUCUUGGAAAGCAUAGAAGAUUUGUGUGAAAAGACAUUUAGCAUGCUUUGAAAAAUUCAGCUUUUACAUUUUUUUCCAUUAGAAUACUGCAAAAUCCAUAUAUGUUUUUAGAAAAUGUAUGUACUCACAGUCUUUGCCUUGAAGAGAAGAUUGAAGGGGUCUGCUGUUCUUGGAGCAUAUCAAUAUUUUCCUUUUAGUUAGUUUUGAGAGUCAGGAGUCACACCUGAGAAAUCAUGAAACCGAACAUUUCCAUUGUCAUCCAGUUAACUAUACUGUAGUUAGUUCUUUCAGGAAUUGUAAAUAUCUUCUAAGAUAAUUGAAUAGCUGUUCUCAGAGAUAUAAAUACCAUGUCUUUUA
Molecule: messenger RNA, 2840 nt
Organism: Callorhinus ursinus (northern fur seal)
Lineage: Eukaryota; Metazoa; Chordata; Mammalia; Carnivora; Otariidae
Source: RefSeq, a predicted model, not a curated record